CCGCCUCUCAGUCUCAUAAACAGCCACUUUCUUCCCUCUCCCUAAAACCUCAGCCCUUUCGCCGCUUUCAUAAGAUAUCAUAUCUGCUCGCUUCUGUUUAUGCCUAUGUGCUUCUUGUUUUAGUUUCUAAUUCACCAUUAGCUGAACAGCUGCGAUUGAAUUCAAGCUUUGUUCUUGGAUUGGGAAAUAAAAGGGGUAGAUAUGGCGGGGAAGUCGAAUAGAGGGAGGAACAGGAAGGGUUCAAAUACCACAACAAAUAGUUCUUCAGAGUCAGCUGUGACAGCCAGUGCUCCUGUCAAAGAUAACUUAAUUGCUUCAGAGACUGCUAAAGCUGAUGCUAAUGGAGUACCAGCUGUUAUCGAAUCGACUAAUGCCAUACCGCCAGGCGGGAGUGAAUCUGAAACAACUACUUCAGCUAAUGAACCAAAGCAGGGUGAGCUUCAUCUUUAUCCUGUCUCUGUCAAAACGCAGAGUAGCGAGAAGCUUGAGCUACAAUUAAACCCUGGAGAUUCAGUCAUGGAUAUAAGACAAUUCCUUCUUGAUGCUCCUGAGACUUGUUUUUUCACAUGCUAUGACUUGGUGCUGCGCACAAAAGAUGGUUCAACUCAUCAGCUUGAAGAUUAUAAUGAAAUCUCUGAAGUAGCUGACAUUACUACUGGUGGUUGCUCGUUGGAGAUGGUUGCUGCUCCUUAUGAUGAUAGAUCAGUCAGGGCUCAUGUUCACCGCACAAGAGAAUUGCUUUCACUUUCCACACUCCAUUCAUCACUAUCAACGUCACUUGCAUUAGAGUAUGAGACAGCACAGACCAAGGGCCCAGAAACUGUGAAAACUGAGGUCCCUGAGCUUGAUGGACUGGGUUUUAUGGAUGAUGUUGCUGGCUCACUUGGUAAGCUGUUAUCAUCUCCAUCAAAAGAAAUAAAGUGUGUGGAGAGUAUUGUGUUCUCAUCCUUCAAUCCUCCCCCAAGCUAUAGAAGGCUUGUUGGAGAUUUAAUAUAUUUGGACGUGGUGACAUUGGAAGGUACCAAAUAUUGUAUUACUGGAACCACAAAGACAUUUUAUGUUAAUUCAAGUACAGGCAAUGCUCUUGACCCAAAGCCUAGCAAGUCUACUUCUGAGGCAACAACCCUUAUUGGACUCCUGCAAAAAAUUAGCUCGAAGUUCAAAAAAGCUUUUCGUGAAAUUUUGGAGAGGAAGGCCUCUGCACAUCCUUUUGAGAAUGUUCAAUCGCUUCUGCCACCAAAUUCAUGGCUAGGAUUACACCCAAUUCCUGAUCAUAGGCGUGAUGCAGCCAGAGCAGAGGAUGCACUGACUCUUUCAUAUGGUAGUGAGCUGAUUGGCAUGCAGAGGGAUUGGAAUGAGGAGUUGCAAUCUUGUCGAGAGUUUCCCCAUACAACUCCUCAAGAAAGGAUCUUGCGGGAUAGGGCUCUCUACAAAGUGACUUCUGAUUUUGUUGAUGCAGCGAUUAGUGGUGCUAUUGGAGUCAUCAGCAGAUGUAUCCCCCCUAUAAAUCCAACCGAUCCAGAGUGCUUUCAUAUGUAUGUUCACAACAAUAUUUUCUUUAGUUUCGCUGUGGAUGCGGACCUUGAACAGCUAUCCAAGAAACAUACGGCAGAUACUAAUUCGAAGACUCUGAAUGUUGCUGUUUCCCCCAAUACAUCUGAAAAGGUCUCAAAUGAUUUCUCACAUGGUGAUGGUGGAAUUUCCAAUGGGGAUUGUGAUGUAUCAACUGCAGGAGAAAGCAAUGGUGUUAUGGAAUCAACUCCUUCUGAGAGCCAGUUGGCUGAGAGUGAGCAGGCUACAUAUGCUUCUGCAAACAAUGAUCUGAAAGGCACUAAGGCCUACCAGGAAGCUGAUGUCCCUGGGCUGUAUAAUCUUGCCAUGGCUAUAAUUGACUACAGGGGUCAUAGAGUGGUAGCACAGAGUGUUUUACCUGGCAUUCUUCAAGGGGAUAAAUCAGAUUCACUUCUCUAUGGUUCUGUUGACAACGGAAAGAAAAUAUGCUGGAAUGAAGAUUUUCAUUCGAAGGUGCUGGAAGCUGCCAAGCGCCUCCAUCUCAAGGAACAUACUGUUGUAGAUGGAUCUGGGAAUGCUUUCAAAUUAGCUGCGCCAGUAGAAUGCAAGGGCAUUGUUGGUAGUGAUGACAGGCAUUAUCUUCUGGACUUGAUGCGAGUAACUCCUCGUGAUGCAAACUACAGUGGACUGGGAUCCCGAUUUUGUAUUUUGAGGCCAGAACUAAUUGCUGCUUUUUGCCAGGCUGAAGCUGCAAAGAAUUCAAAGACUCUGCCUAAAUCUGAGGGAGAGGCUCAUGCAACCCCAGAUUCUUCAGAAGUUGCUGGCAUUGAAGAACAGGCGAAACCUGAGGCCAAUUUCCCUGUUGCUUCUACUGAAACUCAGGAGAUAGUCCAAGAAGGAAAGGUUGAGACUGUUGAGGAAUGUGCUUCUGCUCCUUCUGUGGGCUCUGAAUCAUAUGAUGAAAUACUUUUUAACCCUAAUGUUUUUACUGAGUUUAAGCUAGCUGGGAAUCCAGAGGAGAUAGAAAAUGAUGAAGAAAAUGUUAGGAAAGCUAGCUCAUAUCUAGCAGCCACCGUUCUUCCAAAGUUCAUCCAGGAUCUUUGCACACUUGAAGUGUCACCCAUGGAUGGCCAGACACUAACUGAAGCACUGCAUGCUCAUGGAAUUAAUGUGCGAUACAUUGGAAGGGUUGCUGAAGGGACAAAGCACUUGCCUCAUUUAUGGGAUCUUUGUUCUAAUGAGAUUGUAGUCAGAUCUGCUAAACACAUCUUCAAGGAUGUAUUGAGAGAUACAGAAGAUCAGGAUCUUGGGCCAGUGAUCUCACAUUUUUUCAACUGUUUCUUUGGGAAUUGUCAAGCUGUUGGAGCAAAAGGUGGUUCCAAUGGUUCACAGCCAAGAACACAAAAGAAAGACCAAUCUGGCCAUCACUCUUCAGGAAAAUCUUCUAGGGGCCAAACAAGAUGGAAAGGAGCAUCUGCAAGAAAGAAUCAAUCCUCAUCUAUGAAUGUUAGCUCAGAGACUGUAUGGUCUGAGAUUCAGGAAUUUGCAAAACUCAAAUAUCAGUUCGAGUUGCUAGAGGAUGCAAGGGCACGGGUGAAGAAAGUUUCAGUCAUACGCAAUCUUUGUCAGAAGGUGGGAGUUACAGUUGCAGCUCGCAAAUAUGAUCUUAAUGCUGCAGCACCUUUCCAAAUGACGGAUAUUUUGGACCUCCAACCUGUGGUGAAGCACUCAGUUCCAGUAUGUUCAGAAGCUAAGGAUCUUGUGGAAACAGGAAAAAUUCAAUUGGCAGAGGGAAUGCUUAGUGAAGCAUAUACAUUAUUCUCCGAAGCAUUUUCUAUUCUUCAACAGGUGACUGGUCCAAUGCAUCGGGAGGUUGCCAACUGUUGUAGGUACCUUGCCAUGGUUUUAUAUCAUGCUGGAGAUAUGGCUGGAGCAAUAAUACAACAGCACAAGGAAUUAAUCAUAAAUGAACGUUGCCUGGGAUUAGAUCAUCCUGAUACUGCUCACAGCUAUGGCAAUAUGGCGCUCUUCUACCAUGGACUUAACCAGACAGAACUGGCACUGCGGCACAUGUCUCGUGCACUGCUCUUACUGAGUUUGUCAUCCGGCCCAGAUCAUCCAGAUGUAGCUGCCACUUUUAUAAAUGUUGCAAUGAUGUACCAGGAUAUUGGAAAGAUGAAUACAGCUCUUCGCUAUCUGCAAGAGGCUCUGAAAAAGAACGAGAGGCUUUUAGGAGAGGAACACAUCCAAACGGCUGUAUGCUAUCAUGCUCUUGCCAUUGCAUUCAAUUGUAUGGGUGCAUUCAAGCUCUCACAUCAGCAUGAGAAGAAAACUUAUCAUAUACUUGUCAAGCAACUUGGUGAGGAGGACUCGAGGACACGAGACUCCCAGAACUGGAUGAAGACAUUUAAGAUGCGUGAACUUCAGAUGAAUGCGCAGAAGCAGAAAGGCCAGGCUCUAAAUGCAGCUUCUGCUCAGAAGGCAAUUGAUAUCUUGAAGGCCCAUCCUGACCUCAUACAGGCAUUCCAAGCUGCUGCUGCGACUGGAGGUUCUGGGAGUUCUAGUGCUUCCAUCAACAAAUCACUUAAUGCAGCAAUAAUUGGUGAGACUCUUCCACGCGGCAGAGGAGUAGAUGAAAGGGCUGCUCGCGCAGCAGCAGAAGUUAGGAAGAAAGCAGCAGCUAGGGGCCUCUUGAUUCGGCCACAUGGUGUUCCUGUCCAAGCUUUGCCACCUCUGACUCAGCUUCUCAACAUUAUUAAUUCAGGGAUGACCCCUGAUGCAGUUGACAAUGAGGAACCAAAUGGUGCGAAGAAAGAAGCCAAUGGCCAGCCUACUGAUGGGCCAGCAGAUUCCAACAAAGACCAAAUACCAGCACAAGAAGAUCCUGCUCCUGUCGGUUUGGGUAAGGGGUUAACAUCAUUGGAUAACAAGAAACAAAAAACAAAACCAAAAUCUGUGGCUUGAAGUUUUGAGGCAGCAUGGCAUGAAUUUUGCACGAAGAUAGCAGUUCAUAAAUCAGUACGAGUGAUAAAGCACCCGUCUAAUACUCUGGAGUUGAAGGAGAUACAAUUUGUAUUCCAUUUUUUUCCCAAUAAUCAAGCUCGUAGGUUCAACGAGCAUCCAGUGUCUACCAUGAACUGCCGAGCAAUAUAGUCUUGUUAGGUGCAGAAUACAAAAUGACAAAUAAGUUGUCAUUAGAUUAGUAUUCUAAUUGUUUGAUUAUUUGUCUUUUUCUUCAGAAAGUCAUCUUAUCCUUUCACUUAUUCACUGUUUGAAGUUAGGCAACCUUAUGAUGGCUUUUACUUCUGACCUCGGGUUUGCCCUCCCAUGGUCACUGAUUUUGGAUGGUAAUGAGAUUACAAAUAGCAUGUUGUUUGAAGCUCUUGAAUGGAAUGUAACAGGAAAUCCUUAUUUCUUUU
Messenger RNA from Ricinus communis (castor bean), 4931 nucleotides. RefSeq names its product clustered mitochondria protein. Gene Ontology annotation, biological process: organelle organization. Gene Ontology annotation, molecular function: protein binding. Bases 202 to 4476 code for a protein of 1424 amino acids. Gene Ontology annotation, cellular component: cytoplasm. The transcript is spliced from 29 exons. The record is from RefSeq and is a predicted model, not a curated record. Lineage: Eukaryota; Viridiplantae; Streptophyta; Magnoliopsida; Malpighiales; Euphorbiaceae.